Molecule: messenger RNA, 1819 nt
Organism: Truncatella angustata
Lineage: Eukaryota; Fungi; Ascomycota; Sordariomycetes; Amphisphaeriales; Sporocadaceae
Product: succinyl-CoA:3-ketoacid-coenzyme A transferase subunit B
Exons: 4
Coding region: 133-1704 (523 amino acids)
Biological process (GO): ketone body catabolic process
Molecular function (GO): succinyl-CoA:3-oxo-acid CoA-transferase activity
Source: RefSeq, a predicted model, not a curated record
UGGAUGGAUAAAAUAGACGUGACCCCCGUCGUGAUGCGAAAGUCGAAUGGCUUGCGAACCAGCAAUUAACACCUUUGCUUGAAAGUCGCCGGCCGACAUUUAUUUAUUUUUUUGUUAGUUCACAUAGACAAGAUGGUUAGAUCAAUCAGAGUACUGAGCGCAUCGCUUCAACUGUCCAAGAGCUGGGCGACGCCCAGAUUCGGCAGUACACAGUUAUAUGCCCCGCUCAUCCGGAGACUGUAUUCGACAGAUGGCCCGAAGCCGAAACGUGGCGGAUCGAAAGUGUACAAGUCGGCGGAUGAUGCGGUCGCAGAUCUCAAAGAUGGCUCGGUAAUCCUAAGUGCUGGAUUCGGCCUGUGUGGUGUAGCCGAAACCCUCAUUCAAGCGAUACACAAGAAGGGUCUCAAGAACCUCACAGCAGUGUCGAACAAUGCUGGUUCUGGUGACAAGGGUCUUGCAAAACUCACCGGAGAUGGACGGAUAACCAAGAUGAUCAUGUCAUACCUUGGCAGUAAUAAGGAGUUAGAACGACAAUAUCUCAGCGGUGAGGUUGCGGUUGAGCUAUCCCCACAGGGGACCUUAGCUGAGAGGCUUCGUGCCGCCGGUGCUGGUAUUCCAGCCUUUUAUACAUCGACCGGAGGCAAAACGUUCAUUGAGUCGGGAGACAUCCCACUCAGGUUCACUCCGGAGGACGGUGUUAUAGAAAGGGGUGUUCAGAAAGAGUCUAGGCUUUUUGGUGGCAAGUCCUAUAUCAUGGAGACUGCAUUGCCCGGCGACGUAGCUAUUCUGAGAGCAUGGAAAGUCGACGAGGCUGGCAACUGUGUCUUCAAGUACACGACCAAGACUUACGCGCCGCUCAUGGCAAAGGCUGCGAAGAUCGCCAUCGUCGAAGCUGAGGAAAUCGUGCCGAUUGGUUCGCUCGACCCGCAAAAUGUGCAUCUUCCCGGCAUCUUUAUUGAUCGAAUCGUCCCGGCUACAGCCCCGAAGAACAUCGAGAACUUGAAGCUCGCACCUCCGACAGACCCGACCAAGAGCAGCAAACCCAACGCGCGAAACACUAUUGCAAAACGCGCAGCCAAGGAGUUGCAGGAUGGAUACUUUGUCAACCUUGGCGUUGGCAUUCCGACACUGGCUGCUUCAUACGUACCAGAGGGUGUCAAGGUCUGGCUUCAGUCCGAGAACGGUAUCCUGGGCAUGGGUCCUUACCCUGCCACCGAGGAGGAUGUCGACCCAGAUCUCAUCAACGCUGGCAAGGAGACCGUCACUCUACUCCCUGGUGCUUCAGUAUUUGACUCUGCUGAGUCUUUCGGUAUGAUCCGUGGUGGUCAUGUUGAUGUUUCAAUUUUGGGUGCUUUCCAGGUCUCGGCCUCUGGAGACUUGGCCAACUACAUGAUUCCUGGCAAGAUCUUCAAGGGUAUGGGUGGCGCUAUGGAUUUGGUGUCAAAUCCUGAGCAGACCAAGAUCGUAGUGGCAACUGAACACGUCGAUAAGAAGGGCAGGAGCAAGAUCGUGCAGGACUGCAAGCUACCUCUUACUGGCAAGGGGGUCGUCAGCACGAUAAUCACAGAUCUGGCCGUAUUCCAGGUCGAUCGCGUCAAGGGCGGCUUGACGCUCACUGAGGUUGCCGAAGGCGUUAGCCUUGAAACCGUCAAGAAGAACACGGAUGCCGAGUUCAUUGUGGCAGAGCCUUUGGGCAAGUUUUAGGUGUUUAAGAUACGGUGAUAUAGUCCACAUUGUAUAUAGGGUACGAGCGUUAGCAUUGUUCAGUCUGUAGAUAUCUUUCAAAUUUAAGGAAGUGUAUACUAUGUUCAUCAAGCUG